Messenger RNA from Lactuca saligna, 993 nucleotides. The record is from the annotation of a GenBank genome assembly. NCBI's taxonomy places the organism in Eukaryota, Viridiplantae, Streptophyta, Magnoliopsida, Asterales, Asteraceae.
AUGGCUAGGAAGAGAAAGCUAGAAAUCAAUCAAGAACAAACCAUGGCUUUCGGUGGGCCCCAGAGAGCCAAGAAGAAGUUUGUUGGGGUGAGGCAAAGACCAUCGGGUAGAUGGGUUGCAGAAAUCAAAGACACCAUACAAAAAAUCAGAGUAUGGUUAGGGACGUUUGAUACAGCCGAGGAAGCGGCUCGAGCCUAUGAUGAAGCCGCUUGCUUGUUACGUGGAUCCAACACACGCACCAACUUCUGGCCUUCUUCUCAAUCCUUCUCCACCACACCCGCACUCCCAUCAAAAAUCACAAAUCUUCUUCUCCAUCGGCUCGAAGCCCGAAACAACCCUCGACCACCAUCGGCUUCGGUGAAUCGACAUGAUGACGUGAAGCAGCCGGAGGUGGCGCCGGAGUUCUUGGAUACGUAUUUUACCGAUUUUUUAAACGAUGUAGACGGGUUUCUCCCUGUAAACGAUAUGAUGGGUAGUGAUGUUGGUAGCAACGUGAGCUUUGAAUCGUGUAUGCCGGUUGAUGUGGAUUCUUGUGGAGAUACAAAUGGUGGAGGCGAAAGGGAGGUGGAAGAGGAAGAAGAAGAAGAAGAAAGGGUGGAUUUUAGGUUUAUUGAUGAAAUUGGAACGGGUUGUAAUUUUUCGCCAUUUGAUAUGGCUCAAGAAAUGGUAUCGGAGCAAAGUUAUGAUGGGGAAGAAGAAGAGCCGAUGACGAUAAGUGAAGCGAUGAAAAGGAUGAAAUAUGAACGUAAGUUUUCGGCUUCUCUUUACGCUUUCCAUGGGAUUCCGGAGUGUUUACAGAGAAAGGGUGGGCAGGGAGGAGGUGCGAAGGGUAGAGAAAGGUCGAAAAUGCAUAGAAUGGCUCAUCAAGUGAAUGAAGAAUGUAAAAAAGGUGGAGAAGAAAUGUGUUUGGUUUCGUCUUCGGAUGAGUUUAUCGAUGGAGAUUUGUCUCUGUGGAACUUGCUUGAUCUUCCUACCAUAUGUUAUGUUAAUUAG